Molecule: messenger RNA, 2680 nt
Organism: Exserohilum turcica Et28A
Lineage: Eukaryota; Fungi; Ascomycota; Dothideomycetes; Pleosporales; Pleosporaceae
Exons: 3
Coding region: 1-2664 (887 amino acids)
Biological process (GO): maturation of SSU-rRNA from tricistronic rRNA transcript (SSU-rRNA, 5.8S rRNA, LSU-rRNA); ribosomal small subunit assembly
Cellular component (GO): small-subunit processome; Pwp2p-containing subcomplex of 90S preribosome
Molecular function (GO): protein binding
Source: RefSeq, a predicted model, not a curated record
AUGAAGACGGACUUCCAGUUCUCCAACCUGCUGGGCACGGUAUACAGCAGAGGCAACCUUCUCUUCACCCCAGACGGCACUUGUCUGCUCUCGCCCGUGGGCAACCGCGUGACCGUCUUUGACCUUGUAAACUCCAAAUCACACACCCUCCCCUUUGCGCAUCGCAAGAACAUCGCCCGCCUCGCACUGAACCCGCGCGGCAACCUUUUGCUGUCCGUCGACCAAGACGGUCGCGCAGUCCUCACCAACGUCCCCCGCCGCAUUGUCCUCUACCACUUUUCCCUUCGUGGCGAAGUCACGUCGCUCGCCUUUUCGCCGUCUGGCCGACACUUUGCAGUAGGCCUGGGGCGACAGAUUGAAGUAUGGCACACGCCUUCGACGCCCGACGUCGCCGAGGGUGACUUGGAAUUUGCGCCCUUUGUGCGACACCGAAUCUAUACCGGACACUACAAUUCGGUCCAGAGCAUCGAAUGGUCGAGCGACUCGCGCUUCUUCCUAAGCGCAUCAAAGGACAUGACGGCGCGGAUAUGGAGUCUCGACCAGGAAGAGGGCCACGCGCAAACCACACUGAGCGGUCACCGGCAAGACGUGGUGGGCGCAUGGUUCUCCAAGGACCAGGAAACCAUCUACACGGUCAGCAAAGACGGCGCCCUCUUUGUGUGGAAGUACAUGCUGCGGUACGAUGCGCCGGCAGACGCCGACGAGGACGACGACGAAAAUCUCCAGUGGGGCAUUGCCGAGCGACACUUUUUCCACCAGAACAACGCCCACGUUACCUGCGCCAGCUUCCACGCCGAGUCCAAGCUGCUCGUCACCGGCUUCUCCCACGGCCUCUUCUUCAUCCACGAACUACCCGACUUUGCCCAAAUCUCCAGCCUGAGCAUAUCGCAAAACGACAUCGACUACGUGGCCAUUAACAAGACGGGCGAAUGGCUUGCUUUUGGCGCCUCAAAGCUUGGCCAGCUGCUCGUGUGGGAGUGGCAGUCGGAAUCGUACAUUCUCAAGCAGCAGGGUCACUUUGACUCGAUGAACACGAUUGCGUACUCGCCCGACGGCCAACGAAUCAUCACGGCCGCCGACGAUGGAAAGAUCAAGGUGUGGGAUGUCAACUCUGGCUUCUGCGUCGUCACAUUCACUGAGCACAUGGGCGGAGUGACGGCCUGCGAGUUUGCGAAAAAAGGCAAUGUCUUGUUCACAGCCAGCCUCGACGGCUCGGUCCGGGCGUGGGAUCUGCAUCGAUACCGCAAUUUCCGGACAUUUACAGCGCCAUCGCGACUGUCUUUUUCCUCGCUAGCCGUCGAUCCGAGCGGUGCGGUUGUCUGCGCCGGCUCCAUUGAUUCAUUCGACAUCCACAUCUGGUCUGUUCAGACGGGUCAGCUCCUGGAUCGGUUAUCCGGUCAUGAAGGCCCUGUAUCGUCACUAUCCUUUUCGCCAGAUGCAGGCACGCUGGUGAGUGGAAGCUGGGACAGGACUGUUCGCCUGUGGAACAUCUUCGCUCGCACCCAGACAAGUGAGCCCCUACAGCUCAUGGCCGACAUCCUCUGCGUAGCCUUCCGCCCAGACUCGAAGCAAAUCGCAGUCACCACUCUUGAUGGCCAGCUGACGUUCUGGAAUGUAUCCGAUGCUGUACAAGAAAGCGGCGUCGACGCGCGACGUGAUGUGUCUGGUGGUCGCAAAAUGUCCGACCGACGAACGGCAGCCAAUGUCGCGGGCACAAAGGCAUUUACCUCGGUCAAGUACAGCGCAGAUGGGACGUGUGUCUUGGCCGGUGGUAACAGCAAGUACAUUUGCUUGUACGAUGUCCAGUCGGGUGCGCUGCUCAAGAAGUUUACCGUCUCGGUCAAUCUGUCUCUGGACGGCACACAAGAGUUUUUGAACAGCAAGCUUCUCACCGAGGCCGGACCAGAAGGCCUCAUCGACGACCAGGGCGAAGCGUCGGAUCUUGAGGACCGUCGGGAUAACACCCUACCUGGCGCACAAAAGGGCACUGGUGCAAGGCGAACACGGCCAGAAGUGCGUGUGCCGGAUGUCGCAUUCUCGCCCACUGGCCGCGCAUUCUGUGCUGCUUCGACUGAAGGCCUGCUCAUCUACUCACUUGACAACACUUUUCAGUUUGAUCCCUUUGAUCUAGAUAUCAGCGUCACCCCAGCGACCACUCUCGACACGCUAGCGCAGAAAGACUACCUCAAAGCGCUGGUCAUGGCCUUCCGAUUGAAUGAGCGCAACCUCAUUCGACGGGUCUACGAAGCAACGCCCGUCGCUACCAUUCCACUUGUAGUCAAAGAUCUUCCCUCAGUUUAUCUUGGUCGACUACUACGUUUCGUCGCCCACCAAGCCGACGAGUCUCCCCAUCUGGAGUUCAACUUGGUAUGGAUAGAGUCACUGCUCAGCAAGCACGGCCGAUGGAUGAAAGAGCACAAGAGUGGAAUGGAAGCUGAGCUGAGGAGCGUUGAGAAGGCAGUCAGGAGGAUACAAGCCGAGCUCGCCAGGCUGGCAGAUGACAACAUCUAUCGGAUCGAGUACCUGCUCUCUCAGCCGAUAGAAAAGAAAGAAAAGACAGCACUACUAGACUUUGGGGUCAAAGAGGUAGAAAACGGUGUUGUAGACGAAGAGAUGGUGGAUGGCGAUAGUGAUGACGGCGAGUGGCUGGGCUUUGAAGAAUGAUACCAUUGUACGAUAC